This is a messenger RNA of Purpureocillium lilacinum, 1275 nucleotides long. RefSeq names its product mitochondrial 2-enoyl thioester reductase. Gene Ontology annotation, molecular function: trans-2-enoyl-CoA reductase (NADPH) activity. Gene Ontology annotation, cellular component: mitochondrion. The record is from RefSeq and is a predicted model, not a curated record. Gene Ontology annotation, biological process: fatty acid metabolic process. NCBI's taxonomy places the organism in Eukaryota, Fungi, Ascomycota, Sordariomycetes, Hypocreales, Ophiocordycipitaceae.
AUGGCCAGCUCUCGCCUCCUUGGCCCGCCGCUGCGGCUGCCAUCGUCGGGCUUCUCGCGGCCGGUCGCCGCCCUCAAUUGCCGCGCCGCGGCGUUGCCCCUGCACCUGCCCCGGACCGCCGUCCGGUACAGGUCCGGCCCGUACGGCUACACCCAGGCCAAGGCCCUCGUCUACUCCAAGAACGGCGAGCCUGCCGACGUCCUCAAGCUUCACACGCACUCCAUCUCCCCUUCCAUCCCCUCGACGUCGGUCCUCGUCCGCUGCCUCGCCGCCCCCAUCAACCCGGCCGAUGUAAACACCAUCCAGGGGACGUAUGGCUCCAAGCAGCCCCUCACGUCGCUCAUCGGCACCUCGGAGCCAUCGGCCGUGCCCGGCAAUGAGGGCGUCUUCGAGGUCCUCUCCGCCGGCAGCCCCUCGUCGGAGCUCAAGAAGGGCGACUGGGUCAUCCCCGCCGCCUCCCAGAUCGGCACCUGGAGGACGCACGCCGUCUUCGGGGCCGAUGAGCUGCUCAAGGUCGACAAGGAGGGCCUGACGCCAACCCAGGUCUCCCUCGUCAGCGUGAACCCCUGCACCGCGUACCGCAUCCUGCGGUCCUACGGACCCAGCGCCGGCGUCAAGGCCGCGCUCGGCAUGCGCCCGCUCGAGGUCGGCUCCGGCCAGUGGUUCAUCCAGAACGGCGCCAACUCGGGUGUCGGGCGGGCCGCCAUACAGUUCGGCAAGCUGUGGGGUCUACGGAGCAUCAACGUCAUCCGCGACCGCGAUACGGUCGAGGCCACGGACGCCUUGAAGCAGGAGCUGCGAGACCUCGGCGCCGACGUGGUGGUGGCCGAGUCCGAGUUCCUGUCCCGCGGGUGGAAGGACCAGCUCGCCGAGAUUACGCGCAAGGGCCGCGAGCAGGUCGGCCUCGGCCUCAACUGCGUCGGCGGCAAGUCGGCCACGGCCCUCGCCCGCUCGCUCGGCGAGGGCGCCACGCUCGUCUCGUACGGCGGCAUGGCCAAGCAGCCCGUCGCGCUCCCCGUCGGCCUGCUCAUCUUCAAGGACAUUCGCUUCGUCGGCUUCUGGCUCUCCAAGUGGAACCAGCAGGAUGUGGUCGGGCGGCGGCACAUGGUGGCCGACAUCCUGGGCCUCAUGCGCGAUGGCAAGUUCCGCGACGCGCCCGUCGACGAGGUCAAGUGGGAUUGGGAUACGGACGAGGCCACUCUGCGGGGCGCGGCGCAGCGUGGCCUCGAAGGCUUCAGGCAAGGCAAGGGGGUAUACGUCUUUGGUGAUACCUGA